Gadus macrocephalus (Pacific cod) is the source of this 2126-nucleotide messenger RNA. Its product is annotated as kelch-like protein 38. The record is from RefSeq and is a predicted model, not a curated record. NCBI's taxonomy places the organism in Eukaryota, Metazoa, Chordata, Actinopteri, Gadiformes, Gadidae. Gene Ontology annotation, molecular function: protein binding.
AUGGACCUUGCCGCCAUUGAGGUCUUCCAUUACCAGGACAAGGAGCUGUCUUCUGCCCUACUCCUUCAACUCAACAGCCUUCGGCGGGACCGAGUCUUCACCGAUGUGUUCCUGUGUUCAGACCAGUCCGAGAUCCCGUGCCACCGCAAUGUCCUGGUGUCCAGCAGCCCUUACUUCAGGGCCAUGUUCUGCAGCAACUAUGAAACCAACCAGACCAGGAUUCGCAUAACGGGGAUCACAUCUUCCAGUUUGAGCAGUAUCAUUGACUAUGUCUACACAGGACUGAUCAGCAUCACCAUGGAGAACGUGCUCCCUCUCAUGCAAGCCGCCUCCAUGCUGCAAUACGGCCGACUCUUCGAGGUAUGCUCGGCUUUCCUCCAAGAGCGGCUGAGCCCGGAGAACUGCCUGAGCAUGAUAAGACUCUCUGAGAUCCUGAGCUGCAACAGCCUGAAGAACAAGGCCAAGGCGAUGGCCAUGGAGAGCUUCUCGGACGUUUCGUCCUCUGAGGACUUGUGCGAGCUCUCCUUGCCCGAGCUGCUGGGGUAUCUGGAAGACGACACCCUAUGCGCGGACGAGGAGCAGGUCUUCGAGACGCUCGUCGCUUGGAUCCACCAUGACCCCCGGGCGAGGCGCGGGGCCAUCAGCGACCUUUUCAAGAAGGUGCGUCUCCGCUUCAUCCACCCGACCUACCUCUUCCAGUUCAUCGCCAACGACCCCCUGAUCCAGUCCUCCACCCUCUGCACCGAGAUCAUCGAGUCCGUUCGGCGCCUCAUGUUCUCCGUCAACUCAAAGUCGCCGAGCGACACUGCGGUCAACCUCAAACCCCUGUGGGUGGCGCCCCGGCGCUACACCUGCAGCGAGACACUGGUGGUGGUGGGCGGGAGGAAGAACAACGAGCAGACCUCCAGGGAGGCCUUGAUCUUCGACGAGAACAGCCAGACUUGGCAGUGGCUCGCCAAGCUGCCCCUGCGCCUGUACAAGGCGUCCUACGUCUGCCUCCACAGUGUCCUCUACGUCCUCGGGGGCCUGCCCACCACGGCCACCAACACCCCGCGCCAGGCCAGCUCCGCCGUCUACACGCUGUCGCUCAAGACCAACCAGUGGCGCACGGCCGAGCCCAUGCUGGCGCCACAUUUUGCCCACCAGAGCAUUUCCUUCCUCCACUUCAUCUUCGUCCUGGGCGGGCUCGGCUCGGACAGAUGUGUGUCUAACAGUGUGGAGAGGUACAACAGUAUGUUCAACCAAUGGGAGACCAUGUCACCGAUGCAGGCGGUGCUCCACCCAGCCGUCGCUGCAGCCGACCAGAGGAUCUACGUGUUUGGAGGAGAGGAAGCCAUGCAGAACCCUGUUAGGAUGAUACAGGUCUACCAUAUUUCCAGGAAUCUAUGGUUUAAGAUGGAAAACCGAACAGUGAAAAACAUCUCUGCACCCGCUGCCGUCAUUGAUGACAAGAUCUACAUCGUUGGAGGCUACACCAGGAGGGUGAUGGCCUACGACACCAAGACCAACCGCUUCACCAAUUGUGCCAACCUGAAGGAGCGGCGGAUGCAUCACGCGGUCACCGUCCUCAACCACAAACUCUACAUCACCGGGGGCCGCUACGUCACCGGGCAUGACCUCAUCGAGGACUCAGACAGCGUUGAGUGCUACGACCCGGCGACGGACAGCUGGACCUCCAAGGGCACGCUGCCCUACAAGCUGUUCGACCACGGCUCCAUGGCUCUGACUUGUGUGACGCAGACGCUGGCAAAGUCCUAGCAUGUAUAAGGUGUUGUUAUGGCUGGUGUCGCCAUUUUGUAGGGUGGAGCUGGUUCAUUGUCCGAUGAAUAACAGACCGUUUUUUUUUUUGCUGAUGAAAUGUUUAUUGUGGGAGUUUUGCAUUGAGGGAAGUUUUGAUUUUUUUAGUGUCUAGGUGUGCUGAUUGUAUACUCUCAUGGGAUUUUUCUUUUAUAAGAUGAUAUAAUAAUACCUUUGCAAAGAACCAAAACCUUGUGAAUAACACUGCCUGUCAGACUGCCGAAAUGAACUCCAGCGAGUUUAAAGUCCUGCUUUUUCAGUUUUCUGUUUCCAACGUACUCCACGGUGUGUGCUCUUACUUGUCCGGUUUAGAUUCCAGGACAGUGUUU